This is a messenger RNA of Beauveria bassiana ARSEF 2860, 1359 nucleotides long. RefSeq lists its product as uncharacterized. Gene Ontology annotation, biological process: maintenance of rDNA; regulation of exit from mitosis. Lineage: Eukaryota; Fungi; Ascomycota; Sordariomycetes; Hypocreales; Cordycipitaceae. The coding region runs from base 1 to 1359 and encodes 452 amino acids. The record is from RefSeq and is a predicted model, not a curated record. The transcript has 2 exons.
AUGCCUCGUCUGGUACGCCGCAAGCCGCUUCUCCAGCGCCUUUCGACCCUGCUGAACCCCAUGGAUUUUUUGCUCUGGCUGUCGGAAGAGCUGGAAACACGCGACUGGGAUUCUGAAAAUGCAGGCACGCAGCUCGGCCUGGGGUUGAAUUUCUUGUUUCUCCUCGCGCGCGCAAAUUCUGGCUCGGCGCCACCCACGGAUGACGUUUUUGGCAGCGAAGACAAGUCGUUAUGGCUGUCACUGAUCGUCAACUCUAUCGUCUGGGGCCUGGGUAUAUUUGCCGUUACGAAUGGGGUGUACACUAUGACCCGCACUCGCAAGUAUAGGAUGUUCGAGGCCAACAUUAAUGUACAGCCUGGUACACCAUCGGCUCGUAGAGUCCGAGUAAAAGGCUCGCCGGCUUCUUCUUCGCCUCUCCGAUAUCUUGCCAACAUGAUCACGCCUGAAGGGCCCGAGAGCAGGUCCCACCCGGACAAGAACCGAGAUGUGUGGGAACUCGCGGUGUGGGAUCCUCUACCAAUAUCGAUGCGUCUAUUUUGUUUAUUCGGACCGGCACAUGUGUUGGUUUACAGCAUGUUUCUUCCACUUGCUUCGCUGGACCCCUGUCCCAGCAUUACCGUCUUCAACACAUUGUUGCUCCAGGUCAUCCUGUCUGCGCAGCUGGUGCUUUUCUUCUCCAAGUUUACGCAGCAGGGCAAAGAUAACUCUAUCAUCCAGAAAGAGGUUAUGCAUGAGUAUGACACCAAAUUUGUGCAUCCCUUAAUGCAUCCUGUCGUGCGCGAUGUCGGUAUUCAGGUAUCCACGGAUGCGGGCACAAGUACGGAGGAUAUAAUCGAGACAGGCACGCCUACCACCCUUAUUCGACGCUCAUUCAAGACACACAAAAAUCCGCACAUUGACGAAGAAGAGUCUGCACCAACUCGUCGGAGCAGCAUAAAGCAAAGUGGCAUGAAGCCAAGUCUACUCACGCCAUCCGGUCGUCGGUCAGACUCUUUCAGUCCAAUGCCAUCUAUUCGCAGCUCGGGCUUCCGCCAUAGCAUGGCUACGCCUGGUUGCCUGCCGGCUUCUGCUUCGACAAACAAUCUAGACUUGCCGUUUUCUUAUACAGCAACUGGGGCUUCAACAUUCGAACGUUCCCCAUUGAAACACGCACACAGCUUGAAUAACCUGAAGAGCCCUCUUCAGCAGCAGUCACCACGCACGUCUAGAGAGAUGGCGGCAUACGAGCAACGCGUACGGCCAAGCAGUCCAUUGAAAUACCCAGAAAGCCGGCAAUCUCUGGGAGCAACAACAUCAGACAUACGCGGCACGGGGACGGGAAGAUUCGUACAGCACGAGCACCAGCGGGCAAGGUGGUAG